UUUCAACUUCAGAACUAUCAUUAGCAGAAGAAUACCACUUAAAGUGCCCACCAGGUCAGGGUCGUACGAGAUCCAGCACCACACGCACGACUGCCUGAUUAUCGGCGCGGGCGGCGCUGGUCUCCGCGCAGCCGUGGGGCUGGCCCAGCAGCAGUUCUCCGUCGCCAUCGUCAGCAAGCUGUUCCCGACCAGGUCACACACUAUAGCAGCACAGGGCGGAAUGAACGCUUCGAUCGGUAGUAUGCACGAAGACGAUUGGCGGUGGCACUUCUACGACACAGUCAAAGGAUCGGAUUGGUUGGGAGAUCAGGACUCCAUUCAAUACCUAACACAACAGGCCCCCAUCGUAGCAUUCGAACUGGAAAACAUGGGAAUGCCGUUUUCCAGGACGCAAGAAGGGAAGAUCUACCAGCGGUCCUUUGGAGGAGGCAGCACCCAUUUUGGGAAGAAGGUGGCUAAAAGAACGUGCUGUGUUGCAGAUCGUACAGGCCACGCUCUCUUGCACACCCUGUAUGGAUACAGUACGAAGUUCACGAACAUCGACCUGUUCUCCGAGUUCUUCGUCUUGGACCUGCUCAUCCAGGAUGGCGAGGUUGUGGGUGCCCUGGCGUUGGACAUGGACGACAGCAGUCUUCACAGGUUUCAAGCCAAGAACACGGUGGUCGCGACUGGCGGGUACCCUCGAAUGUGGUACUCCUGCACCGCCGCACACACCUGCACCGGUGACGGCUGCGCCAUGGCCACGCGGGCCGGAAUACCGCUGCAGGACAUGGAGUUCAUACAGUUCCAUCCUACUGGCAUGUAUGGCUCCGGCUGCUUGAUGACGGAGGGUUGCCGCGGGGAAGGCGGCUACCUGGUCAACAGCGAGGGCCAGCGAUUCAUGGAGAAGUAUGCGCCCAACGCCAAGGACCUGGCCAGCCGGGACGUGGUCUCCCGUUCCAUCGCCACGGAGAUACGGCAAGGCCGCGGCGUUGGUCCAAAGAAGGACCACAUGUAUCUCCAGCUGCACCACCUGGCGCCAGAAGUGAUUCAUGAGAGACUUCCCGGCAUUUCGGAGACGGCGUUCACUUUCACUGGCGUCGACGUCACGAAGGAACCCGUCCCCAUCAUCCCAACCGUUCACUACACCAUGGGGGGCAUCCCUAUCAACUUUAAAGGAGAGGUGGUUAUGUUCCAAGAUGGCUCGGACUGUGUAGUGCCGGGUCUGUACGCAGCUGGCGAGGCCGUCAGCAACUGUCACGGCGCCAACAGGCUGGGAGCCAAUUCUAUCCUAGACAUCGUGGUCUUUGGGAAGGCCAUCUCCAUCGAUAUUGGAAAAAAGAACAAACCUGGGGAAAAGCAGAUGACUCUGAAAGACAACCUGGUCGAGUCAAGUCUGGACAACCUGGACAAAGUACGAAAUGCAAACGGGUGCGCGCCCACCUGCGAACUACGCGAGGGCAUGCGCUUCACGAUGCAAAACAAGUGCGGCGUGUUCAGAGAAGCCAAACUGCUUGAUGAAGCGAACACAGAAAUCCAAAAGUGGUACAAGACCUUCGAAGAGAUCCGAGUGUCCGACCGUCGUCUGAACUGGAACAGCGACCUGGUCGAGACGCUGGAGCUGCAGAACAUGCUGCAGACGGCCGUGCAGGUGGUCGCGUGCGCGCGCAACCGCACCGAGAGCCGCGGCGCGCACUUCCGCGACGACUUCCCCAAGAGGGAGGACGAGAUGGACUACAGCAAGAGCACAGAAGGACAGACAAAGAAGCCUCUCGAGCAGCACUGGCGGAAGCACAGCACAUCCUUGGUGGACUUAGCCUCGGGGAAGGUGACCAUCGGGUACCGACCGGUCAUCGACAAGACCCUCACUGCUGAAGUGGAGACCAUUCCACCAGUGCCGAGGGUGUACUGAGGCGAGUACGUCUUACUUGGUUCAAGUACUCCACCAAUUUCCACCAAGGCUCGAGUUCACCAAUUUGUUCAAUAGAACAGUCUUUGUCAAUGAGAAACGGCUAGUUUUGUUGCGAUGUUGAUAAUGUUUUUCUUCGGGACUAUGAUUUUAAAUAGAGUUCCCAGUCUGUUGCUCAUGGAUCCUAGUAAAAUUAAAAUUGGUAGAUUCAUUCAAAGUUGAAUUUAAUAUG
Molecule: messenger RNA, 2120 nt
Organism: Ostrinia nubilalis (European corn borer)
Lineage: Eukaryota; Metazoa; Arthropoda; Insecta; Lepidoptera; Crambidae
Product: succinate dehydrogenase [ubiquinone] flavoprotein subunit, mitochondrial-like
Exons: 12
Coding region: 221-1891 (556 amino acids)
Biological process (GO): tricarboxylic acid cycle; mitochondrial electron transport, succinate to ubiquinone
Molecular function (GO): succinate dehydrogenase (quinone) activity; electron transfer activity; flavin adenine dinucleotide binding
Source: RefSeq, a predicted model, not a curated record